Molecule: messenger RNA, 1605 nt
Organism: Colletotrichum chrysophilum
Lineage: Eukaryota; Fungi; Ascomycota; Sordariomycetes; Glomerellales; Glomerellaceae
Exons: 2
Coding region: 1-1605 (534 amino acids)
Source: RefSeq, a predicted model, not a curated record
AUGUCCCUGAUUAUGCCUGGUUCCAGUCGAGUCGCCGGCGAGAACCCGGCCUUUUGCAUGGCCACAAGGGUUGCAAAGGUCACUGCGCCAUUCACAACAGACCUGUUCCCUCCAGCCGCCUCCCACUUCAUCAUCCAGGCUGUGGCUAGCAUCACAGACCUCCCAGCCGAGUUGAUCGACAACAUCCUCGAUCUCGCCACGACAGAAGUCUCAGACGACACAGCCAUCGUGCGCCAACGAAUCAUCAACUCCCUCACGCCCACCUGCCGCAGGUUCCACGAGCUCUUCGGACACGAGCAGCACCGCGUCAUCUUCCUCACCAAGAAGAACAUAUUCCCGCGGAUGUUCAAGCUCCACCGCGUGCUGGGCUCAGCCCCACAACCACAGGUGUUCCAGAACACGACGAAGUUCGUGGUCGACUACGAAGAGGACCCGUUACUGGCGAAGAACUAUAGGGAUAAGGCCGGCUAUGGGAAGAUAGCCAAAAAGCUUGACUCUUUGAGGAGCGAUACGCGUAAGGCUGGAUUCAGGGGUAUGGAGGAUCACUGGGUUCCUGUGGAUCAAGUCGGGCGCGAACUCGUUGGGCCGCAUGUGCCGUUGCAGCGCGGGCAUGGUCAUAGGCUGGGCCUGCUGGCGCAGCUGAUCCUGCUGCGGCUUCCGAACGUUGAGGGGGUGUAUUUGCCGUACUGCAUGAUGGAUCUUCUACAACCCCUGGACGUGUCGUGUACGAAUGUGAAACUCCGGCAGAAAUUCCCGCCUCGCCUCAAAUCUCUGCGCAUAACCAAAGUUGACAACGGAGAUGGGCAUCCUGGGAUAGCCGGUAUGACGCCCAGCCGGUGCGGGAUCUUCGCAAAAUACGGGUACAUCAAGGACCUCCUCACCAGCGACCUACAAACGGGCCUCCCGCCCGCGGAGUUCAUUGCAUUCAGCUGGCUCACACGCCUCGUCCUCUGGCAGUGUGCCGUCAUCGACCCAAACCACUUAGACCAGGCCCUGAAGCGGCUCCAUAGACUGCAGACCUUCGUCUACACGGUCAAGAGCUCGCCCACUCCUAGGUGGCCUCGAUACCCCAUGUACGAACAGUAUCUUGCGGUGCGGUUCCCCGAGACCGUGACGACGCUCUGCAUCGACGCGCCGUUGGAUUAUUGGUUCGGGCGGUACGGACUGGCGCCGGUGUUCAACGGCCUGCAGAGGCUGGAGAACCUGUGGGUGAACGCGCACAAUCUGAGCAAGUUCGGGCUGGGGAACGGGGUUGGGAUUCUGGAAUCGACGAGCCGGCACGAUCGCAGCUACGACCGUAUCGAGAUUGUAGCGGCGGAAGGCGAUCUGAAGUGUUUGCCGAAGUCGCUGAAGAGGCUACACAUAUUGGGGGAGAUAGGGCGUGUUCGGGAGGAUGUGAAGUGGUUGGAGGAGGCGGUGGGUAGUGGGCGGCUGCCGAAUUUGAAGGAGAUCGCGGUGGAGACGAUAAUAGAAGAUGAGGACGGCCUGGAAGAGGGCUUUUGGAUGCGUUAUGAGGCGGAUUUGUGGGGUUUGGACGGAGAGAAGCUUGAGAGGGAGGGUGUGAGGUUUUUAGAUGAGGUCGACCCCAAACCAUACUUGUGGUAG